AUGGCCGGCGUAUUUCCCGGUUGUAAUAGCAUCGAUGAAUUUUGGACAAUGCUCCAAGAAGGUCGCUCAGGCAUAGCGACAUUAUCAGACGAUGAACUCCGUGACUGUGUUUCCGCUGAACUGUUGGCAAAUACGCGCUACGUACGUCGCAUGGGUCGAUUGACGUGUGGUGUUGACCUGUUCGAUCACACCUUUUUUGGUGUGACGUCCCGUGAAGCUUCACUCACGGAUCCACAACAUCGUUUGCUACUCGAAAUCGUCUAUCGAGCAUGCGAAGAUGCUGCCGUCAAUUUGCGUUCACCUGAUGAGACAAUUGCCUGUUUCAUUGCCGCGAGUGAUAGUACCUAUUACUCGUUCAAUCUGAAACACUUGUAUGAAUCGAGUGACGCCGAACCUACCCUAGAACGACAGAUCCGCCUUAAUAAUAUGAUGG
Molecule: messenger RNA, 433 nt
Organism: Didymodactylos carnosus
Lineage: Eukaryota; Metazoa; Rotifera; Eurotatoria; Philodinida; Philodinidae
Source: the annotation of a GenBank genome assembly